AUGAAAGGAGAGGACACAAUGAUUAAACCAGCUGAAGCUCGUCAAAAACUCUUCUGGCAGUUACCCUUACCUGCUACUCUAGCAGAAAUACCUGACCUUUUAGAGAAGCGUGACCUCAUCCAAAGCAAUAAAUGGGUCAUCAAAGAGGACCUUCCUGGAGAAGACGACGAAAUGCCUUCCUUCAGAUAUAGACCAAAUGGCCGGAUGAGGACCAACUGCAGCCAGUGUGAGAAAAACCUAACUCUACAGACAUCUGUGAAAGUGUUGUAUGUCUUUGUUGUCUUGCUGGUAAUGGCAGUGGUGGUGCUGGCAGCUUUAGAUCAGAAAUCAAUGGACAACUGCUCUUUGUGUCAUGACACAGGGCAACUUGGACAGGAGAUUAGCAAAUUGCAAAAAGAGCUGGAGGAGAUUCAGAAGAAGCUCUUGGCCCAGGAUGUAUUACUUGAUCGUGCUGGACAAGCCCAUCAGCAGCUUUCAUCUUCCAGCAGCAAGAUAACUGAUGAAGUGGAUAGAUGUUUCUCUGCUGUUCAGCAGGCCAACCAGAGUUUGAGCCUCUUUCUGGCUCAAGUGAUGGGCUGGCAGGCUGCCACUUCUCAGUUAGGCAGCUCACUCAAGGAGCUAACACAAGAACAUUUUGAUGUUGAAAUUGCUAUGCAGCAGAUAAACUUUACCAGUAAGCAGACCUCAGACUGGAUCCAGAUCAUCCAAAGAAAGACAAAUGAGGAGACCCUGACACUACAGAAGAUUGUGACUGAGUGGCAGAACUACACCCGCCUGUUUGGCAGCUUGAGGGCCACCUCUUCCAAAACAGCUGACCUGGUCAAGAAUGUUCAAACUAAUUUAGGUAUUGCCUCGCAAAGGAUCAGCCAGAACUCAGAGAGUAUGCAUGAACUCAUACUCCAAGUAACAAGUUUACAGUUGCAGCUGGACAAUAUCUCCUCUUUCUUGGAUGACCAUGAGGAGAACAUGCAUGACUUUCAGUACCAUACUCAAUACAUGCAAAACCGGACAGCUGAGCACUUUCAGACCUUAGAAGGCCGUAUGUCAUCCCAUGAGAUUGAGAUCAGCACAAUCUUUACCAACAUCAAUGCCACUGAUAACCAUGUCCACAGCAUGCUCAAGUACUUGGAUGAUGUGCGACUCUCUUGCACACUGGGCUUCCACACACAUGCUGAAGAGCUUUACUACCUGAACAAAUCAGUCAGCCUCAUGAUAAGCACCACAGAUCUUCUGCGAGAACAUUUUAGCCUGCUCAAUGCCCGGUUAAACUUUAACAUUCGCAACCUUUCAAUGGUCAUGGAAGAGAUGAAAGCUGUUGAUAUCCAUCAUGGGGAGAUCCUGAGGAACAUCACCAUUAUACAAGGUGUUCCUGGCCCUCCUGGCCCCAGGGGAUUCAGAGGAGAUCUUGGCAUUAAAGGGCCACCUGGAAGCAGAGGAGUAAAGGGUGACAUGGGGAGUCUGGGCCCUCCUGGGCCAAAAGGCUCCUUGGGCCCUCCCGGACCUCCUGGACCUCAAGGCGAGAGAGGCACUGUGGGCACAAAAGGCCCCACUGGAUUCAAAGGAAGCAAGGGUAGCUUUGGACAAGGGGGUUCCAAGGGGCGGACAGGCCCCAAAGGGGACCCUGGAUCUCCAGGGCCUGAGGGGGCCAUUGGUCCACCUGGCCCACCUGGCCCACAGGGGAAACCAGGCAUCCCAGGCAAACUCGGGCCCCCUGGUCCUUUAGGGCCGAAGGGCCGAAAAGGGGAUCCUGGUUUACGAGGUUUACGUGGAUUUCCAGGCCCUCCAGGAAUGUAAACACUCCCU
Messenger RNA from Protobothrops mucrosquamatus (brown spotted pit viper), 1803 nucleotides. It is a transcript of the gene SCARA3, whose product is annotated as scavenger receptor class A member 3. The transcript has 6 exons. The coding region runs from base 1 to 1794 and encodes 597 amino acids. The record is from RefSeq and is a predicted model, not a curated record. NCBI's taxonomy places the organism in Eukaryota, Metazoa, Chordata, Lepidosauria, Squamata, Viperidae.